This is a messenger RNA of Armigeres subalbatus, 2252 nucleotides long. RefSeq lists its product as uncharacterized. Gene Ontology annotation, molecular function: zinc ion binding; ubiquitin protein ligase activity; ubiquitin conjugating enzyme binding. Gene Ontology annotation, biological process: multicellular organism development; proteasome-mediated ubiquitin-dependent protein catabolic process. The record is from RefSeq and is a predicted model, not a curated record. The coding region runs from base 439 to 2109 and encodes 556 amino acids. Gene Ontology annotation, cellular component: cytoplasm. The transcript has 3 exons. NCBI's taxonomy places the organism in Eukaryota, Metazoa, Arthropoda, Insecta, Diptera, Culicidae.
UCCUAUUAUUCUCAAUAGCCGACAUACGACCUCGUGCUACGGCGUGUGCCAUUUGUCGUGAAGGUUUCGCUCGUCUCUAUUCAAGUUCAAAUAAUUCUACAAUCCUCCUUCUGGACACCAAUGAGCUUAUCCACGAAUCAGCUGACACAACGACUGGAGGAAACAGUGCAGUUAGUCGGUCAGUGCCAUAAAAUCGAUCAAACCCACUCGUCCCCUUUGAAGCAAACGAGCCGAAGUUUAAACACCCGCGUGUGUUAUCUUUCUGCAUCAGCUCUCUCUAAAAUUAAAAAGUCCGCAAAAUCCAUUCAACUGAUACAUGCGGUUUGUGAUAAGAUAAGCCAGACAAUCGGUGCUAGUCUUCCGAACGAACUACAAACGGCCGCAGUCAUCACUUCCAAUUAGAACUGACACCGCCGGACUCAGCAGAACAACGCCAAAAUGUCCACCAUCGAGCAAGAACCAGCAGAGCCCACUUUGGUGACGGUUCGGGCUUUGGAGCGGUACGAGAAAGCCUCCCCAAUCAGUAGUUCCGAUAGAACCUCGACGACAGCCCGCUCCAAGGAGCCGAACACCGUUCGUCAGGAUUCGAAAACGUCGCUGAGCGACAAACAGCGAUCCGUCAUCUACAGUGAUGCGCAUUUCAGCAUCACCCUGCACCACUACGACAGCCUCGUCAGUGAGCUGAAGUGUCCGGGAUGUGCCCAGGCGUUGUACGGGCCGAUUUAUCUGUGCCAAACUGGGCACAGCAUUUGCUCGCAAUGCUUCAGCCGGAUCAGCGCUUGUCCGCUCUGCCGGAAGAAGCUGACCGACAUGCGAAACUACACACUGGAAGCGAUCGCAGGCAAGGUGCAGUUCCCGUGCAACCAUGCGGCGCGUGGCUGUACGGCGCGAUUGCCACUCGAGCUCCUCUGGUGGCACAAGGAUCGUUGUGGAUUUAAGCAAAUCGAUUGCUUCAUGGGCAAAGUGUGGGAGAACUGCUCGUGGGUCGGUUGCGAGAAGGACUGGAUUGGCCAUUGCGUAACCGAGCACCAGGACAAGGUGUACAACUCGCCGGACAUCGUGCUCACGUGGGACUACGCGUCCGACAGCCAGCGGUGCAUCGCACUGCAAUCGGUCAUCGCCUACUACGUGAUUCGCGCGUACGGUCAGUACUUCAACGUCUAUCAGAUCUACGAUCAAAACAGCCGGCGAACGAUCUGGACGGUGAUUUGCGGCUCCAAGGAAGUGCGUACCAGCCAACGGUUUGCGUUCGAGCUGGAACUGUACUCGCCGAUGGACAGUUCCAAGCUAUUGGUUCAGCGAUUUGCGUGCCAUUCGGAAAACGAUGCGGACUUUUUGAAGGACGGAAAUUGCGCUAAAAUUCCGCUGGAAGAAGCGAUUCGCUUCAUGACGAAAGAUAAGUUCCUAUACUACCGGAUCCGAAUAGUCGAAGUCACGCCAUGCCGCAGUCGCAGUCUGGUCCUAAUCAAUCAAUCACAAAAACAACUGACGCUAUCGACUCAACAACUGCUACCUAUCGACUAUAACGUGACAAAAAUUGAAAACGUCAACAUGAAAGCCAUACCGGAGGCGAACAUAAUAGUGCGUGGCAACGGAACCGUCACCGGAACAUCGUCGUCUAAUGCCACCGACAUAUCGCCCGCCGAUCAAGUCACGAACCACUCGUCAUCGGCUUCAUCGUCCUCCUCCUCGAACUCAUCCACCCUACGAAACCCGACGGAGGAAGACCUCCCAGAAGAAGACCAGAACGCUAAGGAUAGCGCCUUGUCCCAUCCAUCCCUGAACCGUGUCAACUCCCUGCCGAAACCACCGCGAGUGCAGAUUCGCGUGGAAGAAAACACCAAACAGCACCAGCAGGAGCAACAUUUGGUCCGCUGUCGAAUGGUGGAACGCCAGGAAAGCAUCAAACUGAAACCCAUCUUGGCGGGUCAGGACGGUGCUGCAACCGCUUCGUCGUCUUCCAAGCUGCAAGCCAAUGGAAAGCGGGAAUCCAGUACGAAGGCAUCAACCGAGAGUCUGAACCUUAAAGGGUUGACCAAGUUUUACAACAUCACGACCUACAAGGCGUCCAAGCUGUGGAACAAGAAGCCUAUCAAUGCGAGCGAAUGAAGGACGAUUCGUUUCGAGUUGUUUUAGAGUGACGAGAAGUUAUCCAUUGGGCCCAGAUUUGCCAUAUAUAAUUAAUUUUAUUAUAUAACAGAGACCUAAAUGAUAAUAAACUGUUUCGAAUAAACUUUGCAGAUGAUUUUUAA